Molecule: messenger RNA, 741 nt
Organism: Oppia nitens
Lineage: Eukaryota; Metazoa; Arthropoda; Arachnida; Sarcoptiformes; Oppiidae
Product: bifunctional 3'-5' exonuclease/ATP-dependent helicase WRN-like
Exons: 3
Coding region: 19-678 (219 amino acids)
Biological process (GO): nucleobase-containing compound metabolic process
Molecular function (GO): nucleic acid binding; 3'-5' exonuclease activity
Source: RefSeq, a predicted model, not a curated record
AACAACAAAUAUUGCACCAUGGUCAGCAGGAUUAACAUGAAUAAUAAUAAGCAAUCAUGUCUAUGGUUUGAUGGACACAUCCAUUAUCAUAACAACCGUCAGUCAGUUGAUGCCACUCUCGGUUCACUAUUGGCACAACAUUUGCCCAGCGAUUCGGUGAUCGACAACGAUAAAGUGGUCGUCGGGUUUGAUGCCGAAUGGGUUGCUUUUCCCCGAAUGUCCAAAGUUUGUUUAGUUCAGCUUUGUUUCGAUGGCAUUGAAUGCCAUUUAAUACACUUAUCGGCAAUGGACUACUAUUUUCCCGAACUACUCACACAACUGCUAACCGAUGACCACUUUAUCAAAGUUGGCCUCAAUAUUGCCGGCGACUUUAAUAAACUUCAACGCGACUAUCGGCUGCCAUUCGAUGACAUAGUUAUGUCACCGAACAAAUCGGUUAUUGAUCUCAACUAUAUGGCCGGCAAACUUUUAGGUUUCACAAAACGGAUGAGUUUGAGUGAUAUGUCAUAUAAAUUCUUGGGUCAACCCAUUAGUAAAGUCCAGCGACUGACCAAUUGGUCGAAGAAUCCGCUCAGUGAUGAACAGCUACAAUACGCUGCCAUCGAUGCCUACGCCUCUUACGAACUAUACUAUGAGAUUAAAAGUCAUACACAUCAUCGACAACAACAAGAAUCAUAAAUUAGUUGAUUUUUUUUAUAGUUAAACACCAUUUACAUCAACAACAAUCAUCUGUUUCAUUGA